Molecule: messenger RNA, 339 nt
Organism: Morchella sextelata
Lineage: Eukaryota; Fungi; Ascomycota; Pezizomycetes; Pezizales; Morchellaceae
Exons: 2
Coding region: 1-339 (112 amino acids)
Biological process (GO): vesicle-mediated transport; protein transport
Cellular component (GO): intracellular membrane-bounded organelle
Source: RefSeq, a predicted model, not a curated record
AUGUGCAACUUUCUCGAAUACAAAGAUGCUAAAGUGGUAUACCGCCGAUACGCAUCACUCUUCUUUGUAACUGGGAUCGACAGCACAGACAACGAGCUCAUCACAUUAGAGAUCGUACACCGUUACGUCGAACAGAUGGAUAAAUAUUAUGGGAACGUGUGCGAGCUGGACAUCAUAUUCAAUUUCCAGAAGGCAUAUUUUAUCCUGGAUGAGCUUUUGAUUGCGGGGGAGAUACAGGAGAGCUCUAAAAGGACCGUCUUGAUGUGUAUAUCGCAGCAGGAUGCGCUUGAGGACACCGAGGCGAAUCACGAAGGAUUGGUAAGAAUGGGAUUUCAAUGA